UGCUGUCGGGCGAUGGAGCAAAAGCGGCAGCCAACAACUACGCUGAUAUGAUUGCAGCCAGUGGCGGUACUGUGGUUCAUUUAGAAGAAACAGGUCUGCGCGAAUUGGCUUAUUCUAUCGGAAAAUAUGCUUCGGGUGUGUAUUACACCAUCGAAUUUAUGGCAUCAGAUGGUGCAUUAAUUGAUAAGAUGGAGCUGGCGAUGCGCCGAGAUGAGCGUUUAUUGCGCUAUUUAACAGUUCAUUUGGACAAGUACGGCGUGAAAUACAAUCAAGAUAAACGAGAUGGUAAAAUC
Messenger RNA from Darwinula stevensoni, 293 nucleotides. Lineage: Eukaryota; Metazoa; Arthropoda; Ostracoda; Podocopida; Darwinulidae. The record is from the annotation of a GenBank genome assembly.